CAAUCCAGUUCAUUUUUUGAAGAAGCCCAUUUUGCCCUUCUUGCCGUUGUAUCAUCACAAACCAGCUGAAUUCGCACUCACCACACCUCCACUUCCCGGAAAUCGCCGCCGGAUUUCGUCGUCGUAGGAACGAACACCGACAGAAACAGCAUCCACAGCAAUAAUGAAGGUGCGUUCAUCUGUGAAGAAAAUGUGUGAGUAUUGUAGGACCAUUAAACGUAAAGGACGAGUUUAUAUCAUGUGCACUGCUAACCCUAAGCAUAAACAAAGACAAGGCAUGUCAACCUUUGCAUAUGAAGCUCCGUCGCAUCAGCUGUCUGUGGAGAUAAGUUCAAGUUGCGCUGCGCAGGAGAUUAAGCCACUCCAUACUUCACGAACAGGUCUGGCUUCUAUUAUUCCUCAAAGGCACAGCUUGUCUAUGUUGUAUGGAUGGAGAGUUGGCCUGGCCUCUAUUCUGUCUAAGAAGUAGGGAAGUAAUUAUCAAAGAAUAAAUAUGAAGAUAUUGUUAGUCAAUCAUACUGGAUUGAGGGCCUCUAGCUCUCUCUCUUCUUUGUAUUUGAUGAUGAAGUUAUCUCCUUAUACUUGUUUUGUUCUGCGCCGUAUUUGAUAUGCAUCACUCUUGGAUUUUGUUUCUUCGUCAAUAUGGUCAACAGAAAGUACCAUCGUUGCAUUAUGUUUGAAUGUUCACUGGAUCAGUGGAGCACAGUUAAUAGGUGCCCACCUCCAUGAAUUGUGUGACCUGGAGAAUGGAAGAAAAUCUUUGCUAUUCCUGUAAUACCUACUCCUUUAAUAUCAUGGCCCUUAACAUGAGUUGUGUUUUUGGAUUUUUUAAAUAAAA
Molecule: messenger RNA, 838 nt
Organism: Medicago truncatula (barrel medic)
Lineage: Eukaryota; Viridiplantae; Streptophyta; Magnoliopsida; Fabales; Fabaceae
Exons: 3
Coding region: 164-469 (101 amino acids)
Biological process (GO): translation
Cellular component (GO): ribosome
Molecular function (GO): structural constituent of ribosome
Source: RefSeq, a predicted model, not a curated record